AUGCACAGUGGCUGGGCUUACCAACAUGUGGGUGCAAAAAUGAACUAUGAUGUUGUAUUAAUAUUUUCACCCUGCUUAGCUCUCAUUAAAAUGUACUUUGCUGAAUUGAACAGGCGCCUUCGAAUGACACAACGAAGGAUCCAGCACAUCUUGUGUACAGGGUGCAGCUGUACACAGCUUUCUCUCGGCACCAAGGAGAGCUAUGACUACCUCAGGACACUGGCUGGGGACAGCUGUGUGGUUAGUAGGCACUCUGAGAGCUGGAAUUACCCUGAAAAGAAGGUUGUAACUGUUUGGCAGUUCAGGAUUGGGCUGAUUCAUGGUCAUCAGAUUAUUCCUUGGGGUGACGUGGCCAGCCUGGCGCUGCCGCAGAGGCAGCCGGGUGCGGACACUGUCAUCCUGGGGGACACGCAGAGGUUUGACACCUUUGAACACUACAUCGACCCAGGAUCAGCUACAGGAGCCUGGAGUGCUUUGGAAAUGAACAUCAGCCUUUCCUUUGUACUGAUGGAUAUCCAGGCUUCCACCCCUGUGGCUGCUGGAUGCCAGCUAAUUGAAAACGGCAUGGAAGCAGAAAGAGUUGAGUUCAAGAAGGACGAGAGCUGGACGUUUCUGUCUCUGUUUUGUGCCUGGAGAGCUGGUAUUUCUCUAGCUCCUUCCCAUCCUCCAAGUCCUCUGGAAGUGUGA
Dryobates pubescens (Downy woodpecker) is the source of this 687-nucleotide messenger RNA. RefSeq names its product vacuolar protein sorting-associated protein 29-like. Gene Ontology annotation, biological process: intracellular protein transport; retrograde transport, endosome to Golgi. The record is from RefSeq and is a predicted model, not a curated record. Gene Ontology annotation, cellular component: retromer complex; endosome. Bases 1 to 687 code for a protein of 228 amino acids. NCBI's taxonomy places the organism in Eukaryota, Metazoa, Chordata, Aves, Piciformes, Picidae. The transcript has 3 exons.